GGAAGCGCCGGCAGACCCCGCCUCCCGUAGAAGAGGGACCUGCGCAGCGCUUCCGGGAAGCCGGCGGCGGCGGCCAGUACCGGGAGCCUCGGGCACCUCUCAGGCAGUGUCGGUGGGGAGGCCGGAGGCCCCACUGUCCGCGAGCCAAAAUGCCCAUCCAGCCUCCAAGCAAAGACACGGAAGAGAUGGAAGCAGAGGGUGAUUCAGCCGCUGAGAUGAAUGGGGAGGAGGAAGAGAGUGAGGAGGAACGGAGCGGCAGCCAGACUGAGUCAGAGGAGGAGAGCUCAGAGAUGGACGAUGAGGACUAUGAGCGGCGCCGCAGCGAGUGUGUCAGUGAGAUGUUGGACCUGGAGAAGCAGUUCUCGGAGCUAAAGGAGAAGUUGUUCAGGGAACGACUGAGUCAGCUGCGGUUGCGGCUGGAGGAAGUGGGGGCUGAGAGAGCCCCUGAAUACACAGAGCCUCUUGGGGGACUGCAGCGGAGCCUCAAGAUUCGCAUUCAGGUGGCAGGGAUCUACAAGGGCUUCUGUCUGGAUGUGAUCAGGAAUAAGUAUGAGUGUGAGCUGCAGGGGGCCAAGCAGCACCUGGAGAGUGAGAAGCUGCUGCUCUAUGACACGCUGCAGGGGGAGUUACAGGAGCGGAUCCAGAGGCUGGAGGAGGACCGGCAGAGCCUGGACCUCAGCUCUGAGUGGUGGGAUGACAAACUGCACGCCAGAGGCAGCUCAAAGUCCUGGGACUCCCUGCCGCCCAGCAAGAGGAAGAAGGCGCCUCUUGUGUCUGGCCCUUACAUCGUGUACAUGCUGCAGGAGAUCGACAUCCUGGAGGACUGGACAGCUAUCAAAAAGGCUAGGGCAGCUGUGUCCCCUCAGAAGAGAAAAUCAGAUGAGAGGCCGACGGACACGCCCUUCCUGGUCUGCCCUGCCGGGGUCCCGCCAGCCGGCACUGGCAUGGACUCCUCCGCUGCCUCCUUGAGGCCUGCACAGCUGUGGCCCUGGAGGUGACCUGGCCAGACAAGACCGUCACCUCACCUCCAUCCCUGAGCAGCCCACUACCUCCCCUCCUGAAGAUCACCCUCCUCAGUGCUCCCUGUAUGCCAAAGCAGCAUCCGACCUGCUGACCUUGGACCCUGGCUCCCCAGCCACUGGGAGCUGGGCUCGCUGUGUGGGAACUCUGGGCCAGAAAUAUCGGGGGGCCUGUGCAUUCUGGGUGGCCAAGGUGAGGAGCCGGGCCUCCCGGUUUUCCCAGGGCAGUCCUCAGUAUCUGCCUCCCAGAUUUUGAGACUGCAAUUAAAGCCUUUCCUGGGACUUUGG
This is a messenger RNA of Lemur catta (Ring-tailed lemur), 1307 nucleotides long. RefSeq names its product BRMS1 transcriptional repressor and anoikis regulator (gene BRMS1). The record is from RefSeq and is a predicted model, not a curated record. Gene Ontology annotation, molecular function: histone deacetylase binding. Gene Ontology annotation, cellular component: Sin3-type complex. Lineage: Eukaryota; Metazoa; Chordata; Mammalia; Primates; Lemuridae. Bases 150 to 998 code for a protein of 282 amino acids. The transcript is spliced from 10 exons. Gene Ontology annotation, biological process: negative regulation of transcription by RNA polymerase II.